Messenger RNA from Rangifer tarandus platyrhynchus (Svalbard reindeer), 375 nucleotides. Lineage: Eukaryota; Metazoa; Chordata; Mammalia; Artiodactyla; Cervidae. The record is from the annotation of a GenBank genome assembly.
AUGAAAGGAGAGAAAAAGGCGCUCAGUGUCAGGAAAAUGAAUAGUGAGAGUAAAGUGCGCAGGUGCGCCCAGGGCGCUGAGAAGGGUGCACUGGCCUGGGGUGUGCGCCUCGCUCCUCUAGGUAUUGGAGAGAGAGAGAACACCCUUCCACCUCUGGGGAUCCCGUUCCUUUGGGGCCGCACGCAGAGUCCGGAGCGCUCUCGGUACCCGAGACAGGCGGUGGCGACGUCCAACACGGGAGAUUUUUUACCCCCCACCCCCACCCCAAGCCAUGGUAGUCCCCUCGGGGCUCGCAGAGUGCAGCCGUCAGUGCCAACUGGCCCCCUCUCCCCCCUCCCCAGUGCCCUGACUCCAAACUCGGAGGCUUCUUUCUAA